AUGUCCGCAAAUCCGUCGCCUCGCUCAGGAACGCCAAAUCCUGACGCACCUUCGCCGCGAAACUCGACGACAAACCUCACCGACCGCACUGUCCAGGACGCACCACUUGACAACACCUCGUCGAUCAACACCGCCAAUGCUUCCGCUGCGUUUGUCCCAGCAUGGCGCCGACCGACAUUACAAGACGACGGCCGACCAGGCAAUGCGCGAAGACCGAGUGUGCAGUUCGUACCCAAUCCGAAGGAACAAGGCUCAAGAUCAAGUAGCGCAAAGCCUCCGUCAACCCGACGAAGUUUGGGAGGAAGCACACUCACGUCUGCGCGAGGCAAUGGACCAGGUGGCAGACGAAUGAGUAGUCCUCCUCCACCAGCUCAGUUCCGCGCCGGUGUAGGCUUCGAUACCUUCAGCAAUCCCUCCGCCAGCGACUUCAGCUUGACACUCAAUCGCAAACACCGCGAUUAUGUCUACACCAAACGAAGUAGAACCUUCCUAUGCGGCACCGACACGAACGAAUACAGCGACACAGCGCUCGAAUGGCUGAUCGACGAGCUUGUAGACGAUGGCGAUGAAGUUGUGUGCCUGCGAGUCGUGGAGAAAGAUAGCAAGGAAGCAACGAGAUGGUCAGGCGGUCAAGGCGAGAAAGGGUACCGACGUGAAGCACAACGCUUCCUCGAAGAAAUCGAGAAGAAGAACACAGAAGAUCGCGCAAUCAGCUUGGUACUCGAAUUCAGCAUUGGAAAGGUACAUGAUACCAUCCAACAAAUGAUCCGAAUAUACGAGCCCGCGAUUCUGGUGGUCGGCACACGAGGCAGGAGUCUGACAGGAUACCAAGGUCUGCUUAGUAGUGGAAGCGUCAGCAAGUAUUGUCUGCAGUACUCGCCUGUGCCGGUUAUUGUUGUCAGGCCCAGCAGUUCGCGGGAGAAGAAGAAGCGGAAGCGACUUCAGGACCCUUCGAGGAGUGGAUACAGAGACAUUCUGGAUAAGAGCGAGGACGCUUCACGAGGGCGAGGCGGGCAUCUACUGGAUGCGAAUAACCGCCUCAGUAUCAUGGGCUCUGAUCUGGGGGCGCUUGGCGAAUUCAGCUCCGCUGGUGGUGACCCCGAUGACGAGGCACGAAGAGUCGCCGAAGCCAUUGGCUAUAGCCGUGGUGGAGAGUUCUCCAACAAUGCCCGUGGGACUUCGCUUUCACGCGUCACCUCUGCACGCAGCGAGACGAGCGAAGUCUCCUCGCCUCCCGGCCGCUUGUUAAAGUCACCCGAGCUCGGUGUAGUAGACAGUCCGCCUGGCAGCGACGACGAAGACGAUCUUGACGAGGAAGAGCUCGGGCAAUUACAGGAAAUCAGACCGGAAGACGAAGCGGCCUGGCUUGCGUACGAGCGCGCUGUCAAGGAAGCGCAGGAAGUGCAGCAGGAGGCAGAAAAGAGAGCAGAUCGAGAGGCGAGACUUGCACAGGUCGGCAGAGGCACGAGUCGGAACAGGAGAGGGGGUGACGAGGAAGAGGAGGGUGGAGGAGGCGCGGCAGUGUUGGAUAUCUUUGAGAAGUUGAAUCGGGGCAUGAAGAGCUAA
Molecule: messenger RNA, 1566 nt
Organism: Fulvia fulva
Lineage: Eukaryota; Fungi; Ascomycota; Dothideomycetes; Mycosphaerellales; Mycosphaerellaceae
Product: Universal stress protein A family protein
Exons: 1
Coding region: 1-1566 (521 amino acids)
Source: RefSeq, a predicted model, not a curated record